CAUUCAAUAUUUCAUUAUUGAUAAUUUUCCUGUUAGUCGGAGUUUAAAAUGUAUUUUAUCGUGUAUGAUUUAUCUAUCCAUGUAAAAUAUAAGCCUGCUUUGCAUCACAUUUAGUAUUAUUGAAAAACAUGUCGCUUGUAAAUAACCAACAGAUGUUUGAAAAAGAGAGACAAAGAUGUGAUCUUCACAUAUUUUGGGGAGUGGAAGACAAUACUCAACGUAAACUUGAAAAGGAACAACAAUCUGUCUUUGUCAAUUGUUUAGCUGGCAAGUCAGAGGAAUUAUCGCCCAAGAAACAAUAUGAGACAAGUGAUUUUAAAGGUGAAGGAUUUUGCAAUGAUAUAGAAAGGGACAAAAAUUCACCAAAAGACAUUAAGGAAGAUUUUGACACUGUCCCGAAAGAAAUUGAGUUCUAUGAUGAUUUAGAUGAAACAGACUUCUUUGAUAGUGAAGAUGAAUACUGGGAAAGGAACAAAAACAAGAAAAUUGAAGAUAAUCCAGCUGUUUGUGAAUAUUGUCUUUCAUAUCAUCUUCCACGAAGUGUCCAUGAGGAUAAAAGUUGUCGUUACGAGAAUGUCUACGAUCUCUCACCAUGGUGCACACCAGCUGUUCAAAAGUUUGCCAAAGAAAACAACUUUGAGAUAAAAGACGUGUAUGGUGAUGGUAACUGUCUGUUCCGUGCUGUAGCAGACCAAUUUAUGGUCAGCGGGUGUCCUGGACAUACAGAGAUUUCUUUGCGUGAAUCGGCUAUAAGACACCUAGAAAGCGAUCCAUCGAAGUACGGAGUACACGCGUCUUCCUUUUUAUUCGGAGAAACAUGGGAAUCUUACCUCCAUAGAAUGAAAAAACCAGGAGAGUGGGGUGAUCACAUUAUUCUCCAGGCUCUGGCUGAUGUAUUUUUACUGCACAUUAGCAUCUAUAAUACUGUUCACACGGACAUAAGACGUAUUGAUAUUACUAGUGAACAAUGCCUGACGGUUACAAAACGAUUUCGCAUUGCUCUUGGUCACGUAGGAGAGAGCCAUUAUUUCAGUCUUCGUCCUUUGCAAUGGAAAACAGAAUUACCCUACAAGGCUCAGGUUUUAAGGAUGAUGGUAACCAAUAGGGACAAACCCUUGGAGGAGAGAACAGGCCUUGUGGAUAGCAAGUUUGUGUCAAUGGUUCAAGGACAUUUCCCCGUCACUCACUUGUCGGAGUGCAUUCAAUUUGUAUUGCAGGAUAUUUCCCUUCAGAAAGGAGAAUGCAGGAAACAACAGGCUAAUCGCAAACAAAUCUUCAAAACAUACACCGGGAAAGACUUAAUUCAAGAAGCAACAGAAGAUUCAAAAAGAAAAUUAAUUGAAGACCAAUCUUAUAUUGAUCCUGUGUCUGGAAUACCUUUGCAGCAUUUAACAUUUAUCAUGAAAGAACUGUUACCAUCAAAACUAUUUCAAAAGAAAAUCGAAAUUCUUGGACCACUGCUACGCGUUGGAGACGUGAUGUAUCAUUUUCUAGACUUACAAGCAGAUGUUUGCACUGCAUCACUUCGGGACAUAACCCGAACCGCGAAAAUAGAAAGGCGUAAUAAAUUUGAUAGUGUUCGUAUUGUUGUCAUCAAAAGGGGAACAGCUGCAAAUUUUCCACACUCAAGAGGACAUGCACCACAGGGACUUUUUUCAACAAUGUUGCUUGUUGAUUCGUCUGAAACCCAUCCUGGAUAUUGCAGACUGAAACUUUCCUCGUCUGAUUCAGGAAACAGCAAUGGAGAUUUUGGCUCUAACAUUUAUCAAAAAGCAUUCACUAUUCCGAGUGGGUUACAAUCCAAAAUCUUUUUAUCAGAGGAGUAUUCGUGUGAGAUUGAUUGUUUGGGAGUUCUUUGUUUAUCUUUUCCAUAUGAUCGCCGCUGGAAUAGAAAAAAGAAUGAUUUUCCGUCGCAAUAUCUUAUCAGUUUGAUGAUUCAAACUGGUUGUACCUUAAUUCCCAGAUCACAUCCAAAGAGUACAUCCCCGGAAUUGGAAUGGAAGUUCGAUUUUUCAAUGGCAGAGCAUGUUAUUUUUGAAAAUCUAACGCUUUCACAGAUUCAUGGCUUUUAUAUAUUGAAAUUAUUGAUUGAGAAUGUUGUACAUCACCUGCCAUUUAAAACAAAACAUUUAAAAUCUGUGUUUCUAAUGGCAUGUGAAGAUAUACCAUCCGAUGCUUGGGAAACCAAUUUAAGUGGAUGUAUGUUGUAUGUCUUAGACUCUUUGCUAACAUGCUUGAAAUCAAGAUUUCUUCCAAAUUAUUUUCUUCCAAAAAACAAUCUCAUUGAAUGUCACAGAGAGGAUGACAUCAAUACAAUUUGUACUUUGAUUGAAUACAUUCGUCUUUUUCCUGCAAAUGUUAUUCAAAUUGUUGUCGAAACUUAUGGGUUUACACAUGGAACAAAUCUUAUUCAGCAGGUUUUGUCAACUGUAAAAGAUUUUAUAUGUGAGGAAAGUCUGCAUAAUGCGUUCAACAAUUGUUUUUUGCCUUUAACGAUUGCAACAGCAAAGACAAUGGCAAAGAUUGGUUUUUAUGAUGUUUCGCUUGACAUACUCACGGCGCAAUUUGAACAGAGUCUUUUGAUGCCAGAUACAGGACAAAGGCAUAUAUCUAUAACUUUUUCUGAGUUCUUUUGGUCGGCAUCAACUAAAAUGAAGCAAAAGGCAUCUCGGGUACUACUGGCAAGGUUGUUUGACAUCAAGAUGGGAUCAAAUCUCAUGAACUUUGUUAAGCUAAAAGAGAAAGACAACUCUCUACAAAUGUACCUGCCAUGGGCAAUCGACAAUAGGAUAGCCUGGGUAGAAGUUCUGUUUGAUCACACCUACGGUUUAACUGAGAUUGCUAACUUUCUCUAUGAUUAUAGCAAACGAGAAUACUGGAGGCGUAAUGUGGUUCUUGCUGAAUUAGCCAUCACAACCGCAAUAAAAUGCAUUAAAGAAACAUUGAAGCAAGAAUCGUUUUUUGUGGAAAACGUUAAAGAUGCAAGUUUGAAAUCAGAAGUAGAUGCUCAGAAACAAAUGUUAGAAAAGAAACUCAUUCCGUUUUACGUGCAUUUGUAUAGUAUUGCACGAAUUAAUUUUUGCAUUGCUCCAUUGACUGAACAUAUGGACGACAUUGAGAAUCUUUGCAAGGAAUUUCCAGAAAUGUAUGGAUUGUUCUAUUCAAUGUGUAUUUAUACAAAACAGCCUGAACAGAAAAAGAAAAAUGUUGCAAAAAUGAUUGCCUAUGUUCAUGGCAAGGAUUUACCAUAUUCUCAAGAAAGUUCUCUUUCCAUGGACGAAGAUUAUUUAAACUAGAAAAAAGUCAUCGGUGUGAAAUAAAGUUUAAUUGUUUUACCUCUCUUUAAUUUCUGUUUGUAUACUUCAAAUGAGUUUCAUUUUUUGAUGAACAGACAUGUCAGAAAUUUAAAUAAAAAACGUUUUUUACACUCGUUAUUUCAUUUGUU
Magallana angulata is the source of this 3445-nucleotide messenger RNA. RefSeq lists its product as uncharacterized. Bases 129 to 3296 code for a protein of 1055 amino acids. Lineage: Eukaryota; Metazoa; Mollusca; Bivalvia; Ostreida; Ostreidae. The record is from RefSeq and is a predicted model, not a curated record. The transcript has 6 exons.